Molecule: messenger RNA, 1549 nt
Organism: Rhodamnia argentea
Lineage: Eukaryota; Viridiplantae; Streptophyta; Magnoliopsida; Myrtales; Myrtaceae
Product: flap endonuclease 1-like
Exons: 17
Coding region: 134-1387 (417 amino acids)
Molecular function (GO): DNA binding; 5'-flap endonuclease activity; 5'-3' exonuclease activity
Source: RefSeq, a predicted model, not a curated record
GCGUGAUGCCCACCCUUCACCCCCACACGCGCUCGUCUACAAAAUUAGGCGGGAAGCAGAAGAGCUCGAACCCUAGAAUUCUUACCGAGGAGCUUCAGUUUCAUCUUCAAUUUCACUACAAUCUCUCUCGGAAAUGGGCAUAAAGGGACUGACGAAGCUACUGGCGGACAAUGCCCCGAAGGCGAUGAAGGAGCAGAAGUUGGAGAGCUACUUCGGCCAGAGGAUCGCCGUCGAUGCCAGCAUGAGCAUCUAUCAGUUCCUCGUUGUGGUUGGGAGGAAGGGGACUCAGAUGCUCACCAAUGAGGCUGGUGAUGUCACCAGUCAUCUGCAAGGCAUGUUUUACCGGACGAUUAGGCUGCUGGAAGCGGGGAUAAAGCCAGUCUACGUAUUUGAUGGUAAACCUCCUGAUUUGAAGAAGCAAGAGCUUGCAAAACGUUUUUCGAAGAGGGCAGAUGCCUUGGAGGAUUUGGCAGUAGCCAUUGCGUCUCAGAACCGGGAAGACAUAGAGAAAUUCAGUAAAAGAACUGUGAAGGUGACUCAACAGCACAAUGAGGAUUGCAAAAAACUAUUAAGACUUAUGGGUGUCCCAGUAGUUGAGGCCCCUUCAGAAGCCGAGGCUCAAUGUGCUGCACUUUGCAAAGCUGGAAAGGUUUAUGCAGUUGCUUCUGAAGAUAUGGAUUCCCUUACUUUUGGAGCUCCCAGAUUGCUUCGCCAUUUGAUGGAUCCCAGCUCAAGAAAAGUUCCAGUCAUGGAAUUUGAAAUUUUCAAGAUCUUGGAAGAGAUGAAUCUGGAUAUGAAUCAAUUCAUUGACUUGUGCAUUCUCUCUGGAUGUGAUUAUUGUGAAAGCAUUCGAGGUAUUGGAGGGCUGACCGCUCUUAAGCUCAUCCGUCAACAUGGUUCGAUGGAAAACAUAUUAGGAAAUAUAAACAAGCAAAGGUAUCACAUACCUGAUAAUUGGCCGUAUAAAGAGGUUCGACUGCUUUUCAAGGAACCAAUAGUUUCUACUGAAGAAUUACCUGAGAUAAAAUGGACUGCUCCAAAUGAGGAGGGCUUAAUUUCCUUUCUUGUGAAUGAGAAUGGGUUCAACAUUGACAGAGUGACUAAGGCAAUAGAAAACAUUAAAGCAGCUAAGGAUAAGUCAUCACAAGGCCGAUUAGAAUCCUUCCUUAAGCCAGCUAAGCACCUAUCUGUACCUGCUAAGAGGAAGGGAAGCAAGUGCACACUCCAAUCCCCAAAUCUGGCGUUCAAGCCUAUGGCAGUCUCUCCACAAGCCUCUGCAAAUUUCCGGCCCCGUCUCCUUGGCAGCGUUAGAAUGCCAACCAUGGCCCUGGGUUUGAAGAACCUCAAACAACCGUUGAGAGUCGGCUGCCUCCCCACAUGGAGCUAAAAGAUGGUGAGUCUAUCAACCGUAUUGACUGAGCAGAUCCGGACUUAUUUAUGCUGUUUUUGCCUGAUCCUGGAUGUGAGUUGAUGCUUUUGUUACCGAAAAGCUGGUCACGGCUCAUUGUUGUACUUAUGUUACUGAUAACUCAAGUGACACUUCCAGUGA